Molecule: messenger RNA, 3261 nt
Organism: Fukomys damarensis (Damara mole-rat)
Lineage: Eukaryota; Metazoa; Chordata; Mammalia; Rodentia; Bathyergidae
Gene: Gtf2h1
Product: general transcription factor IIH subunit 1
Exons: 15
Coding region: 268-1914 (548 amino acids)
Biological process (GO): transcription by RNA polymerase II; nucleotide-excision repair; transcription by RNA polymerase I
Cellular component (GO): transcription factor TFIIH holo complex; transcription factor TFIIH core complex
Source: RefSeq, a predicted model, not a curated record
GAGCGGAAGGUGUCAUGGCGGCCGCGCUCUGAGGUCAGGUGUCUUGCAAGCUCCGCCUUAGUACUUCCGGUCACGUGCCCUCAGAUCCCUCGCAGCCAGCGAUGGAGGCGAGACCCCCAAGUAACAGAGGCGGUGGCGACGGCUACAGCCGCUGGAUUUCAGCGUCUUUACAGCAGUGGCUGUAAGAAGCGCAGUGGAGCGCGACCCGAUCCAACUUAGUUACUCCUUGCUGGAGGCUGUAGCUUCCACCUGCACCUUACAGCCAUCAUGGCAACCUCAUCUGAAGAAGUUUUGCUGGUCGUAAAGAAGGUGCGUCAAAAGAAACAGGAUGGAGCUCUGUACCUCAUGGCAGAAAGAAUUGCUUGGGCGCCUGAAGGCAAAGACAGAUUUACAAUCAGCCAUAUGUAUGCAGAUAUUAAAUGCCAGAAAAUCAGUCCAGAGGGAAAAGCUAAAAUUCAGCUUCAGCUGGUUCUUCAUGCAGGGGACACAACAAACUUCCAUUUUUCUAAUGAAAGCACAGCAGUGAAAGAGCGAGAUGCAGUAAAGGACCUUCUCCAGCAGCUACUGCCCAAAUUCAAGAGGAAAGCAAAUAAGGAACUGGAAGAGAAAAACAGAAUGCUACAAGAAGAUCCUGUUCUGUUCCAGCUUUAUAAAGACCUUGUUGUGAGUCAGGUGAUAAGUGCUGAGGAGUUCUGGGCCAAUCGUUUAACUGUGAAUGCAGCGGGUAGUUCUUCCACAUCCAAUCACAAGCAGGAUGUUGGCAUUUCUGCAGCAUUUCUGGCUGAUGUCCGGCCCCAAACAGAUGGCUGUAAUGGUUUAAGAUAUAACUUAACUUCUGAUAUCAUUGAGUCCAUAUUUAGGACCUAUCCAGCAGUAAAAAUGAAAUAUGCAGAAAAUGUUCCUCACAGCAUGACAGAAAAGGAAUUCUGGACACGUUUUUUCCAGUCCCAUUAUUUUCAUAGAGACCGGCUGAAUACAGGGUCAAAGGAUCUCUUUGCAGAAUGUGCCAAAAUAGAUGAAAAAGGGUUAAAAACAAUGGUUUCAUUAGGAGUGAAAAACCCACUACUAGAUUUGACAGCUUUGGAAGAUAAACCAUUAGAUGAGGGCUAUGGCAUUUCCUCUGUGCCCUCUACUUCCAAUUCUAAACCCAUCAAGGAGAACAGUAAUGCUGCCAUCAUCAAGAGGUUUAACCAUCAUAGUGCUAUGGUCCUGGCAGCAGGUCUCAGGAAACAAGAAGUACAAAAUGAACCAAAUGGCGAGCCCAGCCGCAUGGAUGGAAGUUCUGGAGAUGCAGACUGCUUUCAGCCGGCAGUCAAAAGGGCAAAGUUACAAGAGUCCAUUGAAUAUGAAGACUUGGGAAAAAAUAAUUCCAUAAAAACGAUUGCACUAAACCUCAAGAAGUCGGAUAGGUAUUACCAUGGUCCUACUCCAAUUCAAUCAGUACAAUAUGCAACAAGUCAGGACAUUAUUAAUUCUUUUCAAAGUAUUAAACAAGAAAUGGAAACUUAUACACCCAAGUUAACUCAGGUUCUCUCAAGUAGUGCUGCUAGUAGUACCAUCGCAGCACUGUCACCUGGAGGAGCACUUAUGCAGGGAGGGACACAGCAAACCAUAAACCAGAUGGUGCCAAAUGAUAUUCAGUCUGAAUUGAAACACUUGUAUGUGGCUGUUGGAGAACUACUUCGGCAUUUCUGGUCCUGCUUUCCUGUUAAUACACCAUUCCUAGAAGAAAAGGUUGUGAAAAUGAAAAGUAAUUUGGAACGAUUCCAAGUUACAAAGCUUUGCCCAUUCCAGGAAAAAAUUCGGAGACAGUAUUUAAGCACAAAUUUGGUAAGUCAUAUAGAAGAGAUGCUGCAGACGGCCUAUAACAAGCUCCACUCAUGGCAGUCACGGCGCAUGAUGAAGAAGACGUGAGGAGUCUAUGGUGCUCACAGGUCUUGUGAGAUUGUGAAAACUGUGACCUGCAGGGACUCUGGAAACCUGGCCUGACAAACAUGCAGAUGCUCACCAAGGAGUAAUGACAAACAUCUGCAGCGCACCACUCCCAGAGCUGAUGUUAUUGUACUUGCACAUUGGGAACGAAAGGGAAGGAAGGGACCGUGCUUCAGCUAAGCUCUGGGGAGGUAAAUUAAGGCAGAACCAAAAUGAGCUGAGUUGCAAAUAUAUAUGUAUAUGUGCGUACAUGUAUAUGUGUACAUAUAUAUGUAUUUAAAGACUGUUUACUGCAGUUACUCAGGAACUGCUUUUGAUUCACAUUAAGCUGCUUUCAGAAAUCUAAAAACACUUUUUUAAAGGGUGCGUUGAUAAAAUCUGAGUUUUUUUUGUUUUGUUUUUUUGUUUUUCAGUGUAAAUUUUUUUCCUAAGUUUAUGACACAGGGUAGUCCUUAAGUAUUUCUCCUCCAUCCUCCACUUGCAUCCUAAAGUUUUCCCAAAUUCUAGUUGUACACUUACUUCAGCAAAUUAAAGAGAGUACUUUCAAGUGAAGCAGAGGGAGACUGUUGCUCAACCAUCAGGAAACAGUUGUAGUCAGAAGGCAUCAUUUCGUCCUGUGUUUCCUACGGAAAUAAAAACAGUAAAUAAUUGCACUGAAUGUUUGUGGUUGGAGUCCCUAAGUAAAGGGGGAAUAUUUGCCGAAAGUCGAAUGAGUUUUAAUGCAGAAUUUUGUCAGAAGACAAUAGCACUGCAUGUUUUUCUUUGAGUGCAAAUGUAUAUUGCUAAGAUUUUUUUUAAAGAUGGCAUGUGCUUUGAAAAGAGAUUGCAUUUUUAAGAGUUUAAAAAUCUUACAAGUGAGAAAUAUAAAAAGACUUACUUAUUUUCACCUCUUUAGAAAAAAUAAAAGAUGUUUCUCAUAUCUCCUUUUCUCCAGUAUCUGACUGUUACUGUCCUUGGCGUAUCGAUAAUCAUUGCAUAGUGACUUGAAAAGCCUAAAUGCAAAAAAUAUAUUUGUGUGUUCUCAUUUCUGGAAUUCGUGCCAUAUUUUGUUCCUAUAGGAUCAACUCACUGUUUACCUGAAACUUUAGAUGCUUGUAUUAAAAAUUACACAGAAAGUAAAACUUUUUACAGAUACUCUUUUAACUGGAACACAUCUUGUGAUUUCUCAUGUGUGAUAACUUCCUGGGUGGGCUGCUCAAGGACUACCCAUUUUGGUUUUUUUUUACAUGUUUGUAGUACAUGAAGUUUACGUUCAUCGUGGGGAAUAGGUGUAUAUACAGAAUGCAGUUAGUGUCUUUUUUUUUUUAUUCCCCUCUCCUCCCUCCCUCC